Molecule: messenger RNA, 2931 nt
Organism: Branchiostoma floridae (Florida lancelet)
Lineage: Eukaryota; Metazoa; Chordata; Leptocardii; Amphioxiformes; Branchiostomatidae
Product: hemicentin-1-like
Exons: 7
Coding region: 326-2161 (611 amino acids)
Biological process (GO): homophilic cell-cell adhesion; heterophilic cell-cell adhesion
Cellular component (GO): adherens junction
Molecular function (GO): protein binding
Source: RefSeq, a predicted model, not a curated record
CGGUACAUUCAUCAUCUGCUGUAAAAUCCACUGUAGACUGUGGCAGAUAUUGGGUGAUUUACUCCUACGCUAACUCUGACUGAUCAAGGCGAGAGUUGGUUAACGCAUCGCGAUGAUUCCGGUUCCUCUGCACAGGACGAUGACGUGAUAGUCAAGGAGACUUACACAGCUUGGAGGUUUAUUUAGUAGUAAAUGUGAACACGAAGAUCUAUACGAGAUAUGCCAUCCUGUGAAUUAUGUCUCAUGCAGUUCUUUCGUUUUGUUUUAUUCUUACAGCGCUAGAGUUAACAUUUAGGAUCACUGCGGCAAACUGACAGCAUCUCCAAUGACUCCAACGACGGUGGCAUCUUUCAUCAUGUGUUUGCUCUCAGUCACGACGUUCUUCCAAUGGAAGUCAAAAGCCGUUGCCACCGUGCCCACAGUGACUACCAACCUCAGCUCGGUGACUGCAAUGGAAGGGGAAACAGUAGUCCUCCCGGCUGACUUCAGCCCGGACUACACGGUGUUCGCUCAGACGUGGAACAAGCUGGUGGGUGGGAUGAGAGGAGUAAGGACAGCUGUGUACAUGUAUGCCUCCACGACCAAGACAUCCAUGUCGCUGGGACCUCUGAAAGGCCGCGCCAUCUUGGAUUCAGACGGUUCUCUGAGGAUCAUGGCCGCCCGGAAGUCUGACGGGGGUCUGUACGUGCUGAGUAGUGUACUGGAUGUGGUGGGACAGGAGGAUCACUACGUACAACUCACCAUACUGGUUGUCCCUAUAGUCCAGAUCACUACUAAGAAACCAGUGGUCGCAAAGGAAGACACGUCCGUCAUCUUGAACUGCACCGUCAACUACACCAGCGCCCUCACCUCUCCGCCAUAUUGGGAAAGCGACCAGCUGCAGGACGUCUCCCCCCACAUCCUGGGUAACAUGGAAUCAGACGAUAACUACUCGCCAUGGCUGUUCCUCCCUAAAGUCUCGCGAGAGCAGACGGGAAACUACUCCUGUGUGGCCGAGCACCUAAUGGGAAAGACGUCUGACAGCAUCUAUGUAGGAGUUAUCUAUCCGGCAAAAAUUCUUAAGAUUGUUGAAGACAGCAGCGACGACAACAACGUCGUGCUCCACUGCAUCGCUGAAGGGAACCCAGCUCCUCGAGUGGCCUGGUACCGAGGCUACAGUCUCAAACCCAUGCUCACAAUGACGGGUACAGACACCUUCCAGCGCCUGGGGCUGGUGCUAUCCAAACACAACAACAGGACCAGCGGGCAGUACCGGUGCCAGGCUUCAAACAAGCUCGCGGACGACGCCAAGUCAGUUUACGUCUCUAUUUAUCAGAGGGCCGUCACGAUAGUGGAGGCAGCCGAAAGCAAUGGUAAUUUUAUUCAAAGUACUCAAAGUACUCUGUAUCAGCUCGCUAACGACGCCAAAUCAGUUUACGUCUCUAUUUAUCAGAGGGCCGUCACGAUAGUGGAGGCAGCCGAAAGCAAUGGGAUCAUCCGUGUACAGGAAGGAAGUCUGUUCCAAGUCAUCACGACAGCUGGCAUCGCUGCAGCUUCUUUAUGCCUCCUCUUGGUCGUACUUCUUGCUGGCUUCAUCUUCUGUCGGAAAAGGCCUGGAGUGUACGGCCAACAGGAGUUUGAGUACAUUGCUGCUCAAAGGGAGCAGGAGGAAAACAUUCCCAUGGAACAGUUCGAGAACGAUACGUCACUUCCGGCUACUCCUGAUUGGGAGGAGAAUGACGAACACGCAGAGAUGUGCCCUGCAGAUCUCAUGAAUACCCCUCUGCCCACACAAAACGGCGUCACCUAUCAGUACCGUACGUUCGUUGCCAGAGUCAUCGUGCCCUACUACUCUCACCAGCCUGGCUUCUUGUCUUUGAAAAUUAACGACUUUGUCGAGGUUAUCGAUCAGACGUCCUCGGGAUGGCUGUACGGAUCGAUCGGGGACAGAUCGGGCGUGUUUCCCGCCACGUGCGUGGAGCCCACGGGCAGGACUAGCGCCAACUGCAGGAGAAACGAUCGAACCAAGUACGUGGAGAAGCAAGGUCACCAGCAGGCGUCACUCGUGGUCCGGAUAUCGCGACGAUCGGCGAGUGAUGACGUUAGGGCACUCCCGUGGCACACACGCAGCGUUGAGAAAACGGCAGAGGAAGAAUCUUCAGACACGGAAUUUUGUAGCUAGGCGGAGGGUAAAUGUAGCAGAGCAUUCGGAAAAAUCCAUCGGAUGCAACUUGCCGGACCAAACGAACAAUCACACAAUAAUUCUAUAAUUUCUAACGUUAUAUAGCACAACUAUCGCACCAUUGUCUUCUUUGUAACGUUCAAAUGAUAUAAGUUGUGGGUUUACUUUUAUCUUUGUAAACAACAUGGUCUUGUAAGACGCUCCUUGUAGAACUUUUGGGGUAGCAGCAAGGUCUUUUUGGCGACUUAGUCUUCCUAAUAAGUUAGCAAAUGACAGUAUGAUCAGUAACACUACCGGAGGCCCAGCAUGUCAUAUGAUUUUCUGUACUUAAUAAGCCUACUCUCACGAGAAUAGAGUGUUGCAUAGAAACGAUGCCAAAAAAGCACUUUCUGCAACAAGAGACAGCUUGCCAAGUGUAAGUGUUUGUUGUGUGAAUGUUGCUCUUUGACAAAAGAUGUCAGUAGUGCCUGUAGUCAAAGUGAUUCGUCGGUGUUUUGUUACAUGCUAAUUGGGGGAAAUUUAAUGUGGCGUCGUGUGUGGCGUAACUGGUAACGUGUUGGGCUCUGAACCUAGAGGUCCCGAGUUCGAUACUCGCCGUGCACCAACGUUGUUCCCUUGGGAAAUUAACUUAACACGACCUUCCAGGUGCAAAAUGGGUACCUGACUUCGGUCGGGAAGGUAGAAUGCUACCUUUACCUUUUGUCUGUACUUUAUACGUGGCACUAUUAAAAUAAGUCACUAACUUGAGUGCAGUGCCACGUUGCCCCCCU